Molecule: messenger RNA, 1053 nt
Organism: Symbiodinium sp. CCMP2592
Lineage: Eukaryota; Dinophyceae; Suessiales; Symbiodiniaceae
Source: the annotation of a GenBank genome assembly
AUGAAGAACAUGCUGACCCAGUACCCAACAGGGUUGGUCGCCUGCGUCCUCGUCAGCGACUCCUUCGACGUUUUCAAGGCUUGCAAGGACUACUGGGGCGACAAGCUCAAGGACCUGAUCAAGGGCCGGAUUACCGGGGACAGCUUUGGUCGCCUGGUGGUGCGCCCGGACAGUGGCGACCCUGCGGACACUUGCAAGCAGAUCCUCAAGAUUCUGUGCGAGCAGUUCAAAGAAGAUGUGACCACCACGAAGACAGGUCACAAACUGCUGCCCGCGUACAUCCGCGUGAUUCAGGGUGAUGGCGUCGACUACGAGUCAAUUCCGAAGAUCCUGAAGUCGCUGAAGAAUGCUGGCUUUGCUGCAGACAACAUGGUCUUCGGAAGUGGUGGCGCGCUGCUGCAGAAGUUGAACCGAGACACCUUCAAAUGCGCAUUCAAGUGCUCCGAGAUCACGGUCAGCGGCGAGAAGAGGGAGGUGUUCAAGGAUCCGAUCACCGACAAGGGCAAGGCCUCGAAGAAGGGCCGACUCACCGUUCAGCUGGCCUCCGAGACUACAGGCUUCAAGGACGCCGACAAGUACAAGCCACGCCAGGGAGACAAGGGAGUGGCAGGCGGCACCGGCUUCCUUCACUACAGCACGGACGGAAAGAUCGUCACUGUAGCCAGCGGCAUGGGAGAUGCUUCGAAGGACUUGAUGGUGGAGGUUUUCCGCGAUGGCCGCUUGCUGAAGGACUACUCCCUGGAAGAGAUCCGCAAGCGUGCUGACAUUCCACAGGGUCCUUUCGCAGACCCACCAAAGGAGUGGGUCAUCAGCAUCGAGAAAGCGGGCAAGAAGCUGGGACUGACUUUGGUCAGCGAGGGCCAGGAGAAGCUGAAGGUCACGGCCAUGCUCCCAGGCGCUGCUGAGGAGUGGAACAAGGCCAACCCAGACCAGGCCAUCGCACUGGGCGACUAUGUCACAAAGGUGAACACCGUAACAGGCCCCAAAACAGCAGAGAAGAUGCUGAAGGAAUGUGCAAAGGACAAGGUCGAGCUGACCAUUCUGCGCCCCUGA